AGUAAUUUCCUAUUUUACAGACCAACAGACGGCAUUAAAAACGUUUGUAAAAAAAAGAGAAACAGACGAUAAAUCGAAAAAUCCAAACAGUAUAAACAUUUAAAUCCCUAUUUUUAUCAUCACCCUCCCACCAGAUUAUGAGCAUUGUUGACUUUGAAAUUGAUGAAGUACGUAAGCUCUGUGAAAAUGUUGUGCCACACUCUAAAAUAAUUGCCUGUACCAAAGAUCCCGCAUUGUUGCGUGUCGAUAUUCAGAGCAACCAAUAUUAUCGUCAAUUUACGGUGUGCCUUCGUUUCCCCUCGGAAUAUCCCAAACAGUCAGUCUUGAUUGAACUAAAGAGUAAAACUUUGUCCGAAAAGUUUUUACAAGGCCUUACGGGCUUAUGCGAGCGGCAGGUAAAACAGGAGUACUUGGGAAAACCACAUUGUAUUAAAGUUCUUCAGUUUUUGCAACAAUAUGUUAAUGACAAUCCCCUGUGUGUUUGCUUCGACGAAAUACAACAGCUGCGGAAAGAUUUGGGGGAGGAUGCAUCAACGGACCAGCUUAAGCUGAAACAGAAGUCAAGUUGCGUUCAUUUCACUGUUAAAGGAGGUGAAUAUUACUAUCGCGUGAAGGCGGUAAUUCCCGAUGACUAUCCCCUUCAUUGUGUAGAUCUACAGCAACAAGAAACCAAUCUACCCGCGGUUUUGCUGCGUUAUCUCAAUGGGCAGUCACGUGAAAUUGCCCGUCAAUGUGUCGAACCACCCUUACGCAUGCCAAAGGGGAAGACAGCAGCAGAUUUUCAACCUGCACCCUCUCUUUAUAGAACUUUAAAGUUUUGUCUAGAGGCCACAAGAGGUUUUCACUUGGAAGAAUGUCCCAUCUGUGGAAAAUUAGUUUUGCCUCAAACCCCUGCCGAACUCGAAGCAGAUGACAAUAAAGAUGCCUUUGUUGAACGUGUGUAUUGUGGUCAUCUCUUUCAUCAAGGAUGUUUGAAAUUGUACCUAUCGGAACCGCCCUUUCCAAAGGGUGGAAAACUAUGCCCGGCAAAAAGUCGUCAUUUGCGUACCGAUGCCACAUACUAUAUGGGUGGAGGCAUGCAGGGAUCAAAAAUCCCAACAAUUCUACCCGACAAGGGAGGAGCAUGUGGCAUACGUUUAGCUCAUGAUCGAUGGGUGGUUAAUGUGAAGAUGGCAGAAAGUAGAUGGGCACAAAAACAGGCACGCCAAAGAGAGCUAGAGGAAGUGGUGGACUUUUUAAAAUGAACCUGUGGAUCAAAUAUUUGCAAUAUUAAUAUACACGUGUAUUUUUGCUUUGAAACUAUUUCACUUCUAAUUGUUAUUUACAAUACUAUGGAAAUAAAGAAUGGGAAUUUGA
Messenger RNA from Stomoxys calcitrans (stable fly), 1356 nucleotides. RefSeq lists its product as uncharacterized. NCBI's taxonomy places the organism in Eukaryota, Metazoa, Arthropoda, Insecta, Diptera, Muscidae. The record is from RefSeq and is a predicted model, not a curated record. The coding region runs from base 138 to 1244 and encodes 368 amino acids. The transcript has a single exon. Gene Ontology annotation, molecular function: protein binding.